Messenger RNA from Bolinopsis microptera, 2894 nucleotides. RefSeq names its product titin-like. The record is from RefSeq and is a predicted model, not a curated record. The coding region runs from base 60 to 2894 and encodes 944 amino acids. The transcript is spliced from 16 exons. NCBI's taxonomy places the organism in Eukaryota, Metazoa, Ctenophora, Tentaculata, Lobata, Bolinopsidae.
AAGUGCUCAUUGGAACAGAAACUGUAAUAUCCUGCAAAAUAACAGAGAUUACUGAGCAAAUGAAUAUUGAGUGGUCCGGAUUUGUAAAGGGGGAUAAUUUUGUGCCAGAUCUUGGUACCUACAAUGCUGGUACAAAAAGUCAAACUGGAACACUGACGGUCAAGUCUCCAGACACUGAUAAAACUUAUACCUGCUCUGUAUCCUCAACCACCAAUAAGGAUUCAACUGUUAAGAACAUUGAUGUCCAUCUUAAUGUUUACGAUGUGAAACCAGUGAGCAAGGACACAUUUGCUAGCACUAGUACAACAAUAUCAUGUGCGAUUUCUGGGUUGACAACCAAAGCAACUGUGAUAUGGAAAAAGGACUCUGUAACUCAAGAGGGAACAGAAGAAGGUGUUUUGGAUACCGAUGCAGGUAGUCAAGUUUCCACCUUGACUGUAGCCAAUCCUCAAAAUGAUGAAGUUUUCACCUGUGUGGUGACUUCUGGAGAAUACACAUCUUCAGAUCCGUCAGAAACAGUCGUCAAUCUCAAUACUUUCUCGGUUGAAAGUGGAAGUAAAGAAGUGCUCAUUGGAACAGAAACUGUAAUAUCCUGCAAAAUAACAGAGAUUACUGAGCAAAUGGAUAUUGAGUGGUCCGGAUUUGAAAAGGGGGAUAAUUUUGUGCCAGAUCUUGGUACCUACAAUGCUGGUACAAAAAGUCAAACUGGAACACUGACGGUCAAGUCUCCAGACACUGAUAAAACUUAUACCUGCUCUGUAUCCUCAACCACCAAUAAGGAUUCAACUGUUAAGAACAUUGAUGUCCAUCUUAAUGUUUAUGAUGUGAAACCAGUGAGCAAGGACACAUUUGCUAGCACUAGUACAACAAUAUCAUGUGAGAUUUCUGGGUUGACAACCAAAGCAACUGUGAUAUGGAAAAAGGACUCUGUAACUCAAGAGGGAACAGAAGAAGGUGUUUUGGAUAACGAUGGUCAAGUUUCCACCUUGACUGUAGCCAAUCCUCAAAAUGAUGAAGUUUUCACCUGUGUGGUGACUUCUGGAGAAUACACAUCUUCAGAUCCGUCAGAAACAGUCGUCAAUCUCAAUACUUUCUUGGUUGAAAGUGGGAGUAAAGAAGUGCUCAUUGGAACAGAAACUGUAAUAUCCUGCAAAAUAACAGAGAUUACUGAGCAAAUGGAUAUUGAAUGGUCCGGAUUUGAAAAGGGGGAUAACUUUGUGCCAGAUCUUGGUACCUACAAUGCUGGUACAAAAAGUCAAACUGGAACACUGACGGUUAAGUCUCCAGACACUGAUAAAACUUAUACCUGCUCUGUAUCCUCAACCACCAAUAAGGAUUCAACUGUUAAGAACAUUGAUGUCCAUCUUAAUGUUUAUGAUGUGAAACCAGUGAGCAAGGACACAUUUGCUAGCACUAGUACAACAAUAUCAUGUGAGAUUUCUGGGUUGACAACCAAAGCAACUGUGAUAUGGAAAAAGGACUCUGUAACUCAAGAGGGAACAGAAGAAGGUGUUUUGGAUAACGAUGCUAGACAAGUUUCCACCUUGACUGUAGCCAAUCCUCAAAAUGAUGAAGUUUUCACCUGUGUGGUGACUUCUGGAGAAUACACAUCUUCAGAUCCGUCAGAAACAGUCGUCAAUCUCAAUACUUUCUCGGUUGAAAGUGGGAGUAAAGAAGUGCUCAUUGGAACAGAAACUGUAAUAUCCUGCAAAAUAACAGAGAUUACUGAGCAAAUGGAUAUUGAGUGGUCCGGAUUUGAAAAGGGGGAUAAUUUUGUGCCAGAUCCUGGUACCUACAAUGCUGGUACAAAAAGUCAAACUGGAACACUGACGGUCAAGUCUCCAGACGUUGAUAAAACUUAUACCUGCACAAUAUCUUCCAUUCUCAAUUCUUUCUCCCCUAAAAAGACAGUCGAUGUAGCUCUUAACGUUUACGCAUUUGAAGGCACAGGAAAAGAGAUUUACCGUGGUUCAACUGUUACUUUGUCAUGUUUACUAUCGGCAACUGAGCUUGUAGCAUCUUUUUCUUGGGCAAGCAAAGAAAAAGAUGCCAUUAUAGGUGCUGACGACUCAAACUAUUUGAUUAAAAGCGACCAGGCACAUAAAGAUGGUAAACAGUCCUCAUAUCUGGAAAUAAAAAGUCCAGCGACUGAAACACCUGAUGUUUUUACAUGUGAAGCGAAGUUCACUUCAAUUCCCGCUACAUCUUUAGCUCUGGAGCUGCACGUUUACGAUGUAAACCCAUCUAGUGAAGUACUGGUUCAGGCUCUCUCCUCCACCAAACUCUAUUGUAAUAUUUCUAAUCUCGGCACUGGAAGUGCUGCUACCGUCUGGUGGAUAAGGAACAGUGAUAAGGAAGAGUUUGAUGACGAAGAGGGGAACAAUGCAGUGACUGGUACUCCAGAUAAUUCCAAUCAAGUAAACUAUCUUAGUCUAGAUUCCACGCUGACUAAGAUUGAUGAUGUUUUUACUUGUUUGGUAGAAGUUACUGAAGGAGAAACUGCUGAGUUUGAAGUUACCUUAAAUACAUUUACGGUGAACCCCAUUGAAGAACACUCCCACGAAGGUAAAACAGCAGUUUUAUCUUGUCAAAUAACUGGAGCAGACAAACAGCUGGUGGUGAAGUGGACUGACGAUAAGGGUGAAGAUGUAUCCAAAGUCAACGGAUACGAAAUUAUUCAGGGGGAAGUUGAAAAUAACAUUCAGACUUCUACACUAUCCUUAAGUGGAGAACACACUGGAGAUGAUGGAGAGUACAAGUGUCUUGUCUCCUCUGAUGGAGGGGAAUCUUUCUACUCUCACUCUGUUCCUCUCAAUGUUCUCGCCAGUCCCAAUAACGAUGAGGGUUUUGGUGCUUUUGUAUCUGACCAUCCUGACAAGAACGAUAAUAGCUAG